This is a messenger RNA of Xylaria bambusicola, 1914 nucleotides long. RefSeq names its product short chain dehydrogenase. Lineage: Eukaryota; Fungi; Ascomycota; Sordariomycetes; Xylariales; Xylariaceae. The record is from RefSeq and is a predicted model, not a curated record. Bases 749 to 1582 code for a protein of 277 amino acids. Gene Ontology annotation, molecular function: oxidoreductase activity. The transcript is spliced from 3 exons.
GCAAAUGUCGCAUGGCAUUCUGUUGCGAUCUAAAUUUCAAACCGACUGAAUGAUAUAAGUUCCUAUCGCCGUUGCAAUCAAUCCAAGACACCACAUCGCAUGUAGAUAGUGCACGUUAAAUGAAGCACCAACUUGAAUCGCCUACCAACACCACCGCGAUGAAUAUUAAUUCACUCGGCACCGAGUCUGGAUCGUCAAAUGGCCAAGCACCGGACACAACUAACAUCUCUAGUCGAGGUCGCAUGCCGCACUUGUGCCACAGCGGAUCUCUGCAGCAGCAAAUGAUGUCCUCGCAGCGAUCAAUUCUCUGCAGAAAGUGCUAAUCUGAGCCAGCCUCUCGGCCCGCAGCUUCGGACAGCCACGCCCCCUGUCCGCCGGACCACCAAGGUCAGCUCGCCAGUGAAGCAAAGUCCGGACAAGACAGAACUUUCAAUGGAGAGACAGAACCUAAAUCUAGACAAUGCCACAGAGUAACGAGGAUCCUUCCCUGAUGUCCGGCUCGGUGUCUCUCCAACAGGGUCCGUCAGACAUCACGAGGGCGAAGGGUUCCUCCCUUGGCUGCGCAGGUGGGUGCUUUAUAUACAAAUCAGCUUGCCCUUCGGGCGAGAUAUAAUAAACAGUCUUCAUCUUCAUAGCAGCUUGCUCCAGUUGUGCUCUUGGAAGUGAUAUUGGUCACCUUGUCACGCUCAUUCUAUCACCGACUCAUUCUUUACGACAUCACAACUUGUACUCCAAACAAACAGUCAAAAUGCCUGGCACUGUUACAAAGUACGACGCGAUCCCUGGCCCUCUGGGUCUGGCAUCCGCGUCUUUGGAGGGAAAGGUAGCACUUGUAACUGGCGCUGGUCGUGGUAUCGGCCGGGAGAUGGCCCUAGAGCUAGGCCGUCGCGGUGCCAAGGUCAUCGUCAACUACGCCAACAGCAAGGAGUCGGCCGAGGAGGUGGUGCAGGCCAUCAAGAAGAGCGGCAGCGACGCGGCGUCGGUGCGCGCCAACGUGUCCAAGGUAUCCGAGAUCGUCGCCCUGUUCGAAGAGGCCAUCAAGAUCUUCGGCAAGCUGCACAUCGUGUGCUCCAACAGUGGCGUCGUCUCCUUCGGGCAUGUCAAGGAUGUCACCGAGGAGGAGUUUGACCGCGUCUUCGCCACCAACACGCGCGGCCAGUUCUUCGUCGCCCGCGAGGCCUACAAGCACCUCGAGAUCGGCGGCCGCCUCAUCAUGAUGGGCUCCAUCACGGGCCAGGCCAAGGGCGUCCCCGCGCACGCCGUCUACUCAGGUUCCAAGGGCGCCAUCGAGACCUUUGUCCGGUGCAUGGCCAUUGAUUUCGGCGACAAGAAGAUCACGGUUAACUGUAUUGCGCCUGGCGGCAUCAAGACGGACAUGUACCACGCCGUCUGCCGCGAGUAUAUCCCCAAUGGCAUGAGCCUAUCAGAUGAGGAGGUUGACGAGUACGCCUGUACUUGGUCUCCCUUGCACCGUGUCGGACUGCCUAUCGAUAUUGCUCGUGUUGUCUGCUUCCUGGCCUCGAAUGAUGGUGGCUGGAUGAACGGCAAGGUCCUCGGCAUCGACGGACACGCCAUGAUGUAAAUAUAUAUAAUUAGGACUCAGAUAAGAAGCACACACUGCAUGGUAUACCAAAUUAUUGGAUGCGCGAUCCGAGGGCGAAAGACUGUGAUUGUGAGGAUAGAGUUCAACACGAUUUCUCGUGGAAGUGAUAAAUAGAUAUAUGUGGCGAAUGGGCUUAUUAUUUACAUUGAUUUUGAUGUUGUAAUUAUAUACAAAAUUAUAUUUGGGCGGCUUUGGCAAUAAUAUGCUUAUACACCUAGACACUAUCUUUACUUGAAUGGCUAACUGGAUGAUUUUCAGUCAUUAAAGGACUUAUAGUAAAGAGGGCUCACCAGUCUAGGGAGAAGGUCAAG